AGCUAAGCUAGCAAUAGUGGUCAAGACCUGAACUUCUGAAUUAAUUUUUAAUUUUUCUGGAUUUAGAAGAAUAUUGAAUAAAAUGGCAGCGCGUGGUUUAUUACUUAUGGGCCAAUGCAUGCCCUGCAUCAAGCAGAAUGCAUCAAAAAUACGCAUACGCCGCAUGGAGCUGGAUAAAAACCUCAACAUGUACUUUAAAAAGGAUACGUUUUUCUUUGCCCACGAUCCGCAAAAGUUGUGCAAAACAGGCGAUGUGGUGCUAAUACGUGAACUGCCCGAGCGCAUGACCCGCCUGAUCACACACGCUGUGGAAAAAGUUGUCUAUCCACUUGGUGACAUAACAGAUCCCAUUACCGGCAAGAAGGUCGUGGUGGGCAAGUACCGUGAGGAUAUUGAAAUGGCCAAUCAAUUGUUUGGCAAAUCGGAGAAGGCCUUCGACUACGAUAAGGCGCCACCACGUGGUCGACUGGAGGGCACCAAGGACUUUACGCACGGCGAGACAUACAUUAAAUAUCAUGAAGAUGGCAAAGAUCAACCAUUUGCCGUGUAGCCAUAGUAUAGUUAAUAGUUGCCCCUAAGUAUGUCAAUAAGUACAACAAAAACCCAGCAGUCAAUAUGUCAUUUUACUAAAUAUUUUAUUUAAAAUGUCGAUAAAUGUUUAUGCAUUUUGCAAAUGUAA
Drosophila innubila is the source of this 679-nucleotide messenger RNA. It is a transcript of the gene mRpS17, whose product is annotated as 28S ribosomal protein S17, mitochondrial. Gene Ontology annotation, cellular component: mitochondrial small ribosomal subunit; ribosome. Bases 83 to 550 code for a protein of 155 amino acids. Gene Ontology annotation, molecular function: structural constituent of ribosome. Gene Ontology annotation, biological process: mitochondrial translation. The record is from RefSeq and is a predicted model, not a curated record. NCBI's taxonomy places the organism in Eukaryota, Metazoa, Arthropoda, Insecta, Diptera, Drosophilidae. The transcript is spliced from 2 exons.